Molecule: messenger RNA, 168 nt
Organism: Anisakis simplex (herring worm)
Lineage: Eukaryota; Metazoa; Nematoda; Chromadorea; Rhabditida; Anisakidae
Source: the annotation of a GenBank genome assembly
AUGGCAUGCCCAGUCAUUUGCACUAACCAACUCGAGUCGAUCAUCGUUUUUUGGCUCAUGCUAUGCUUCAACGUCGAUUCAGUUAGUUGCUAUCCAGCAGCCACAGCAACGCAACCGUCAUCAUCAGGAAGCAACAACAGCAGCAACACCGUUGAUGAUAAUUCUGAC